This is a messenger RNA of Sphaerodactylus townsendi, 2145 nucleotides long. It is a transcript of the gene EME1, whose product is annotated as essential meiotic structure-specific endonuclease 1. Gene Ontology annotation, cellular component: Holliday junction resolvase complex; nucleus. Gene Ontology annotation, biological process: resolution of meiotic recombination intermediates; replication fork processing; double-strand break repair. Gene Ontology annotation, molecular function: nuclease activity; DNA binding. NCBI's taxonomy places the organism in Eukaryota, Metazoa, Chordata, Lepidosauria, Squamata, Sphaerodactylidae. Bases 316 to 2034 code for a protein of 572 amino acids. The transcript has 9 exons. The record is from RefSeq and is a predicted model, not a curated record.
CGCCAAAGGAAACGUUUGAAUGGGUGCAGCCCAUGUUUCUUUUCUCCCUUCCUCUUGCGGUUCACGGCUGUCUGCAAACGGGGAGCUUCAGCUUAUCUGACAGCGAUCCGCAUUCGCUGUCCUGGGAGCAUCACCUGUGACUCCCAAGAAGUCAGACGGGGACUGGCUGUGAAUUAGAGCUUCGUACGCGCUCAGAGGUAGCUUUUUCUGGCCAUAUUCUGAGCCCUGGUUUUCGCAUUCAAAUCAAGUUGCAAGCCUGAGACUUGAUGUUACCCAGUUUUGCUGCCCUCUGCUCAUUGCCUGGGGGUAUACACAAUGUUCACAAAGAUGGGUGACAGUGAGAAUGAGGAACUACCUGCCUUUUCUUUUCUAAAGAAGCAGCCACCUCUAAGAGACGAAGUAGUUGUGCUCAACAGCUCGGAUUCUGAGGAUUCAUCCACACAGUCUCCUGCAUGGAAAAAGUCCCGUAGCACACAAGGUUCAGCCGGCGCUACUAAUCUGAAAAAAAUGGUAGAACUCAGCAGUGAGAGUGAAGAGGAUGAGGGCCUGUUGCCCUUGGCUGAAAGGCUCAAGAGCAACUUUUUGAGCCACAAGACUUCUACAACUGGAGCUUCAUUUACUAGAAUCCUAGAACCAAGAAGCCAAGAUUUUGUGGACAGUGAGAGGCUAUACUCAAAUGGUGAACAAGUAGCCACGGUUUAUUCUCAGCAGUCACCACCUGGAGCAUCAGACAUUGAGAAAAGAGCUGCACCCGAUAUUUGGGAGUUGUCAGACAGUGAUCAGGAAUUGGCACCUAGAAUUCCUGAGAAACAAUCAGUAAACCAGCUUUCAGUUUGUCUCUCUCAGUGCUCAGUAGAAAAUGGAAGCCAUCACAUGGCUAUGAGCCUGAAGUCCUUACCUCUUCCAACAAAACAAAACCGUAGCCAGGAGCAGCUUGACAAAGUUCAGAAGAGAAAAGAUCGAGAAUGUCAGAAGAGGUUGCAGGAGCAGGAAAGAGAGAGCAAAAAGACUCUUGCCAGUCUGUGGAAGGCUCAGAGACCUGAAGAGUGUCUGAAACACAUUCAGAUAAUGCUGGAUCCAGGUCUUUUACAGGUAGAGGGAGGUGGACAGGUACUUACCACUCUGCAGUCUAUGGACUGUAGCUACGUCAUUGAGAAUCAAGCUGUACCCUUCAGUAUUACAUGGAGAAGGAAAACGGGACCAGCUCAGGUUGAAGAAAACAGCUGGAUAGAAGAACCCAACAUCCUUGUUCUUAUUCUCCUAGAAGAGUUUGUCUCCAUGAUCCAAAACUAUAAGCAGGUUAAUCUGCAAGGAUGUGGUGUGACUUUGCAGAGCUUUGUGGCUAAUGUAAAGAAGACAAUCCCUGGGAAAACUCUGGCUCUGGCUGUAGUUGAACUAGAAAAAUACUUCAGUUGCCACAAGCAGAAGCAAAAAAGACUGCCGCAAGCCAUACCUCACACCAGUGAUGCACAAGAGCAGAGCAAACAAAGGAAUCGGAAAGGGAAGGCCACUCCAACCCCAAAGUUAUCUAGAGUGGAUGUGGAAGAAGCUUUAGUAGGGCUACAGCUUCACACAGGCGUCCAGAUUCGAGUCCUCGAGAGCUGGAAGGAGUUUGCCGAUUUUGCUGGCAUGUUCACCAAGGCUGUAGCUGAAGCGCCAUUCAAAAGGGAACGGGAUAAAAGCAGCUUUUCCUUCUGCUUGGAUGGUGACUGGAUUGGAGGGAAGAAGGUAGAUCGCUCUGGAAAGGGGCUGCUACAAGUCUGGAAGAGACAACUUCAGCAAUUUAACAGAGUCAGUCUAGAGAUGGCCAGUGCCAUUGUGGCCAAAUACCCUUCCCCACGGCUCCUUGUGCAGGCCUACAGGACCACCCCCUCUGAACAAGAGCAACAGAAUCUUCUUGCAGAAAUACCUGUACGUCGUGGUGAUGGUGUGACUGCUACUACAAGGCGGAUUGGUCCAGAGCUCUCCAAACGGGUUUACUUACAGAUGACUUCCCACAACCCUGACUUAUCUCUGGAUGAGCCAAAAACAUAGACUUAAGCAAACACUCUGUACAAACUAUUAAUUUUAUUAUUGGGGGCGGGGGGGGAGCAUUAAACAUUUCUUUCAAAAAAUAAAAGUUGCCCAGAGACUGGAGAAAAGUGA